AUGGCCGCCAGCGCGCCGCCCGCCGAGCCCCGCACGCCGCUCACGUCAGCCGGCCGCAGCUGCGCGUCCGCCGGCCUCCGCAGGGCCCGCCGCCCGGCCGCCCUCGCCCGGCGCGCCGCGCCCGGCCCGAGCCCCGCUGGCCCGCCGCUGCCCUGGCCCCGGCCCCGCCCGGCGUCCCGGCCGCCCGGCGAGUUCGCCGCCGCCCCUUCCCUGCGCCCCCGGCCCGGCCCUCCGCGUCAGCCGCGGCCCCGCGCCGCCCCGCCCCGCCGCGGUCCCGCCCCCUCCCCUCCUCCGCCGCACGUCAGCCGGGGGUCCCCAGCCCGCGGCGCCUUCCCCUUCCCCCACCUGGGUCCCCAGCCCCUCCCCUCAGUCGGGGGUCCGCGUACCCGGGGGGCUCUUCCCUCCUCCACCAGGGUCCACGCUCCCUCCUAUAAAGGCAGCAUGGGUCUACCCACUCGGCUUCCCCAUCUCCGCAGCCAGGAGGGUCAGCCCCGCCUCCUCCCCCGUUGGGACCCCUCUCCCGCAGCGCCCUUUCCCCACCCUAUAUCCUUCCCACCCCUCCACCCCACCUCUCCACCACUCUGCACGUCCCAGGGUCCCCAAGCGCCCCUGGCUCCUUUGUUUUACAUCUGCCUUGGCUGCGACCUUGGCACGGUGGCCGUCGUGGCCUCUGGAAAAGUCAGAGUGGCUCUCUAG
Molecule: messenger RNA, 696 nt
Organism: Chionomys nivalis (European snow vole)
Lineage: Eukaryota; Metazoa; Chordata; Mammalia; Rodentia; Cricetidae
Product: proline-rich protein 2-like
Exons: 1
Coding region: 1-696 (231 amino acids)
Source: RefSeq, a predicted model, not a curated record